AUGCCUUCGUCUCGACGAGGGUCAUCAAUAAGCUCGUUUGUUCCAUUGACCUCUCUGACCACUACAAGUCGACCCCGCGGAGCAGUGAAGCCAGCCGCUACAGCGACUAGUGUCGCAGCCCAGGACAUUGUUUGCGCCGUCAGCGAAUCUCGCGGAAUUUCAACGACUGUGGGUCUGGCAUUUAUAAAUUUGGCCACAGCUGAAGUGGUAUUGUGUCAAAUGUGUGAUAGCCCAACAUAUGUGAAGGCUGUUACAAAGAUCGGCGUAUUUGAGCCAAAUGAGAUCCUGUUCAUGAACACAGCCCCGGAUUCGAAGCUACGCUUCAUUAUUCAAGAAAACCUACCAGAUCCGAUAUUUACGUUCCUGGACCGCCGGUACUGGUCAGACAAAGCUGGACACGAGUAUUUGGAUCGGCUGGCAUUCCCCGACGAGGCUGACUCAUUGAAGGUGACUUUGGGUGGGAACUAUUUUGCGGCCUGUUGUUUCGCUGCGGUCUCAAAAUACGUUGAAUCAGAGCUCCAACGUGUCUUUGUCUCCCACUCUCUCAGGAUAAAAUUCGAGCCGUCUGAAGGGUCUAUGACUAUUGAUUUACAGACGAUUGUCUCACUGGAGUUAAUUCAAAACCUCCACAAUGCAAAAUCUCGAGAUAGCCUUUAUGGGUUACUGAAUGAUACAUUGACACCGAUGGGGGCCAGGCUACUCCGAUCAACCAUCCUUCAGCCUUCUAUUCAGAGAGUCAAACUGACCGCCAGAUACAAUGCGGUAGAAGAUCUUUCAACCAAGCAAGAUAUGUCCACGUCCGUACGGCAAGCCUUGAAGGGUCUCGUUGAUGCUGAUAAGGUUUUGAGUUCGAUUAUUCUUGUCCCAAGAAAACAGACCGUUCAAUAUGUCGAACAAUCUGUCAACAAUGUAAUCAUGCUCAAGACCUUUAUAUGUUCCAUCAAAAAGGUCUAUCAAGCCUUGGGCGCGGCAGAAAGUGAUCUGCUUAUGACUAUUCGUGAGCUAUGCUAUCCUGCAGGGCAUCGUUCCGUUGAGCAGAUCAUCGAAGAAGUGUUGAAUGACCAAGUCGUCUAUCAAAGCAAGCCUCUGGAUCUUCGUAAUCAGAGAAUAUACUGUGUGAAGGCUGGCGUGAACAGCCUCCUUGAUGUUGCUAGACAGACAUACAAAGAAGCUAACGCCGAUGCUGUUGAGCAUGUGGCAAAGUUGGGAGAUACACAUGACCUGACCUUGGAUCUCAAAUAUGACUCUGCAAGACAAUAUUAUAUUUGGAUAUCCAGUGAUGAAAUUGGAUCCCUUCCGGAGGUUUUUAUCAACAUAUACCGCAAAAAGAAUCGGAUUGAAUGCCAAACGCUCGAUCUGGUGAAGCUAAACCAAAAGAUUGUAGACGCCCACAAUGAAGUCAUCAACCUCAGUGACCAUACCAUUCAGCAGCUUCUCCGUGAUAUUUGCGUGGAGGUCUCAGGGCUUUUCAGAAUCAGUGAAGCCAUCGCCAUGCUUGAUAUGCUAUCAGCAUUUGCCCAAUUAACAACCAAACACGAUUAUAUUCGUCCGGAACUGACCAAUACCCUAGCCAUCAAGAGUGGGCGUCACCCUAUUAGAGAACAGAUUCACACAAACAAAUUUAUCCCAAACGAUGCCUACGCAACGCCUCAGUCCCGAUUCCAAAUUAUCACAGGUUGCAACAUGAGCGGUAAAUCAACAUACAUUCGGUCUCUAGCUUUGAUAACGGUCAUGGCCCAAAUCGGUUGUUUUGUUCCAGCGCAAUAUGCAUCUUUCCCAAUAGUGCACCAGCUCUUUGCUCGUAUAGCGACAACAGACGACCUCGAUGCAAAUGUCUCAACAUUUGCGGCAGAAAUGCGCGAUAUGGCCUUCAUACUAAGGAAUAUCCAGCGACAAGGUAUGGUGCUAGUUGACGAGCUGGGCCGAGGAACAAGCACAAAUGAUGGGCUUGCUAUUGCUAUUGCUUUAGCAGAAGCGCUUCUUGCCAGCAAUGCGUUUGUAUGGUUUGCCACGCAUUUCCACGACCUAGCGCGUAUUUUGUCUGAGCGAGCCGGGGUCGUUAAUCUGCACUUGGCUGCUGAGAUCGCUUCAGAUGCAUCCAAAAUGACUAUGUUGUACCGCAUUACCGAGGGACCCGUACCAGUUCGCCGUUAUGGAAUUACACUUGCUAAGCUAGUCGAUCUUCCUCCUAGUGUCCUUGAGGUUGCCAAUGAUGUUUCUGAGACAUUGGAUAGUAUCUCUCAAUGCCGAAAUCAUGAUUCUCGGGCUAUAGGAAUCGCGCGAAGAAGAAAGGUUCUGCUAUCUCUACGCGAACAGCUCCUCAUUGCCCGCGACGGCAAAAUAAAUGAUGAAUCUCUUUACAGCUGGCUCAAGAAGUUGCAAGACGAGUUUCCAGUGCAAAUGGCCCGAAUCGACCAGGAAAUUCAAGGCGCAAUUGAAAGCGACGGUGAAUCGAUAGGCUCAUAUAACUCUCAGAACCCGCAAGGCCUGACUCAACUUCACCGAGAUGAGAUCAUGCAAGACUCACAGGAGCAGCUUGUUGAGGACCCCUCUCAGAGCCCAAUUGUGAUUGAUUCUGAUUCUGAUUCCGAGUCCUCCGCAGAUAGCGCCCAGCUCCGAAGCGACACGUCUGAUUGA
Messenger RNA from Penicillium angulare, 2637 nucleotides. Its product is annotated as MutS family protein MSH4. Gene Ontology annotation, cellular component: nucleus. The record is from RefSeq and is a predicted model, not a curated record. Gene Ontology annotation, biological process: reciprocal meiotic recombination; mismatch repair. The coding region runs from base 1 to 2637 and encodes 878 amino acids. Lineage: Eukaryota; Fungi; Ascomycota; Eurotiomycetes; Eurotiales; Aspergillaceae. Gene Ontology annotation, molecular function: mismatched DNA binding; ATP-dependent DNA damage sensor activity; ATP binding. The transcript is spliced from 6 exons.